UGCUUCCAUGUGGUCCUCCUUGGAUAAGCAUAUGAUCUGUACAUUAUCAACUAAUUCUUUACAGCAAAACCUCUCAAUGACGAGCAAGUGAACGUGGUCUCUCAGUUCGGUGAUUGAUAAAAUUCCAUUGGUCCGGCGCAGGUACGGUAAAUGAAAUGAUGACCAAAUGAAUGCAUUUGAGUACCCGCCCGGCGCUCAUUUGAGUACCUGGAAAGGAGUCUUAAUGUCCGUUCAUUUGCAGAUUGGCUGAAGGGGUAACACAAUACAUAUAAGAACCUUCCUCCAUUCAAGCAUCUUUCUCCUGACCCCCACCAAUUCAUCACUACCAACCUCUUCUUCCACACUCUUUCGUUAUGCGUUUCUUUUCCACCCUUGUCGUCCUUGCAACCGCAAGCAUUGGCGCAUUUGCCGCCUCUUCCGAUGAUCACACAAACGCCCCAGGAUUCAAGAAUGUGAUCAAGCCCAAAUUCCCAUUGCGUAUCUUGUUAUCAAACGAUGAUUCAUGGGCCUCAUCAAACAUUCGUUCGACAUACUAUGCACUCAAGACCGCAGGACAUAAAGUCUUAAUGGUCGCUCCUGUCGUGAACCAAUCGGGAAAGGGUGGUACAGUCGUUUUGCCGGGCGUCCCUACUUUGACUACCCCAGGUCGUGAUAACUCUGUUGCAGCUGGUGCUCCAUACCAUGGUGCCGAGCCAUUCGAUGCAGGUAUCACUUACGUCAAUGCGACACCCGGUGGUUCAGUCUUGUACGGUUUGGACCAAGUCGCUCCUAGCUUCAAAGACUUUGACGGAGAGGCACCUCAAUUGACCGUUUCAGGACCAAACGAAGGUACGAAUUUGGGACCAUUUUUGUACACUUUGAGUGGUACAAUUGGUGCUUCUUACAUUUCCACCGAACGUGGAAUUCCAGGUAUCGCAUUCAGUGCUUCAACAACCCCGCGUGAUUACCAUGCAGUUGAUUGGAACAACCCAUCCGAUGAAAGUGUCAUCGUGGGUACCUAUACUGCAAACUUGGUCUCUGCUUUAACAUACGCUUUAGACCAAAAUGCUGAUCCGAUCAUCCCAUACGGUAUCGGAGGUAAUGUGAACUAUGGCAAGAAUGUUACUGAUCCCAAAACAUGCCCCCAUCCAAAUUGGCAAUUGACUCGUUUGACUGGAGGUGCAUACGUUGACAAGAUUGUUAUUGGUUCAAACGGUUUACCAACUUAUCAAAACAUCGUUUCUCCCGGUUUGAAUCAAUGCUACAAUGGAGAUUGCAAUUUGACCGGUGAACAAGAUGCAAUCAACAAGGACAAUUGUGCUGCUACCGUCAGUGUCUAUUCAGUGGAUUAUGAUGCUCCCACCUCCGCUUUCACAAAAGCUAAACCACAAUUCCAACAAACCCUUCAACGUUUGAGCAACCAAAAACCAUCUAAGCGUCAAAUGCUCUCUCGUGAAGCUUAAGUGUUUGUAAUUGUUACAUACUCUGUCAAAUUUAUUAAUUGAUCGUUG
Molecule: messenger RNA, 1490 nt
Organism: Meira miltonrushii
Lineage: Eukaryota; Fungi; Basidiomycota; Exobasidiomycetes; Exobasidiales; Brachybasidiaceae
Product: sure-like protein
Exons: 1
Coding region: 354-1442 (362 amino acids)
Molecular function (GO): nucleotidase activity
Source: RefSeq, a predicted model, not a curated record